Pseudogymnoascus destructans is the source of this 2682-nucleotide messenger RNA. RefSeq lists its product as uncharacterized. Lineage: Eukaryota; Fungi; Ascomycota; Leotiomycetes; Thelebolales; Thelebolaceae. Bases 1 to 2211 code for a protein of 736 amino acids. The record is from RefSeq and is a predicted model, not a curated record. The transcript is spliced from 4 exons. Gene Ontology annotation, cellular component: plasma membrane; cell division site; growing cell tip.
AUGUCUCUUGGCAACAGAUUGCGAUUUGCAGGGCGACGUGUCUCGGCCAACGGGGCCAAGUACCUCUGGGCAGAAAUUGCCGCAUACCUCCGCCUCCCGCCGCCGCCGCCGCCGCCUCUCCCAAGUCACCACCACCCCGACGGUGCUCUGCUUGCCGUCAGUCCUCACAUCUCCCCGCGCAGCGACGCGCCCUCGAAGCACCGCCGUCGCUACCGCCCAUACCGCAGCAGCGCGUCGCACACCAUGAUGUUGCGCCCCGCGACGCCGCUGACCAUCCUCCUCUUCGCGGCCUUCGUGCUGCUCCUCAUCUCCGUCAUCUCGGUGCCGCUUGUGAAGCCGAUUGUGUUGGGCGAGUUUGACGGUAUUAGCUAUGGCGUUUUUGGGUACUGCAAGGCGGGUGGAGGAUGUAGUAAGAUGGAGGUGGGAUAUAAUCCUUCCGUCCUCCCCAACGCCAAAGGCAACUUCAACCUCGACCCCGCCACCCGCUCCACCCUCUCCUCCAUCCUCAUCGUCCACCCCAUCGCCGCCUUCUUCACCCUAAUCAUGUUCAUCCUCGCCAUAGUCUCGCACUUCCACUCCCCCUCCCACUCCCCCCGCUACCUCCUCGGCAUCUUCAUCCUCUCCAUCCUCACCCUCAUCAUCGCCCUCCUCUCCUUCCUCAUCGACGUCCUCCUCUUCGUACCGCACAUUGCUUGGGGGUCGUACAUCGUGCUGGCUGCUACGAUACUCAUCGCUGCUUCGGGGAUUGUGUCGUGCGCUAUGCGACGUACCCUCGUCUCAAGGAAGGCAAGAAAGCGCCGUAUUGCGGAGAAUGCGGAGAUGAAUGGGGAGAACUUUUAUAAUCGCCAGGCUGCGACAGGACCCCUACCAGCUCCCAUCACAGCACCAACUAUCGCAUCCUCCUCCGUCACGGGGGAGAACGGGGAUAAGCUCCCUUCAUUCGCAACCUUCGAGUCCGCCCAGGCCAACGCAGAUGCUCGCGCCGCAGCUCAAGCAGACGAUGAUCGCGUACCACUCACCUCGCUCACGCCUAACCGCUCCCCGGAGACUAUGCCAUCUUCCAUCUCCGGACGCCCUGAAGACAGAUACGGACCCCCACCACCUAUGCCUGGGAACCACGGCUACGGAGGACCACUGCAACGGGAUCAGUAUGGGAAUAUCAUCCCACCACAAGCCGGGAUGCGUAAUCCCGACCCGAGAAACCAAUUCGGUCCCGGCGGCUACCGCGGACGCGGCGGUCCACAAGGUUCAUUCCGCGGCCGUGGAGGUGGUCCAGGGUACGGUCGUGGUGGAUAUGGCGGAGGUCCUGGUGGUGGUCCCGGUUACGGCCCAGGACCAGGCGGAAUGCGCGGUGGUCGCGGCCCUCCCCCCAACUACCCCGGCGGAUACAACAACCGCGGCGGCGGCGGCGGCGGUCCCCAGCGUUCCGUCUCCCCACCCAACAACGGGUAUGGAUUUGAUCAAUCCCAACAGUCCCUGAAUUCCUCUGGAUACGGCGGACCAGGCAGAGGACGACCAGAGAGUCUCGCGCGCGCGGAGAGUCCACCGCCUAUGGAUGGAAUGGGUAUGGGCCCGGUGGGACAAGCAAUCGAGAUGGACGCCACAACCGGCAGCCGCAGUCCCGGCCUCCACCCGCCCGGUGGCUAUGGAUGGGGCCUACGCGACAGCGACGGAGAUGUAGCGGGGAUGGUUGGGUUACAGCAGCAAAGGGGUGUCAUCAGCGACGGUAGCAAGUACAGCGUUGAUGAAUACAUCCCCCCCCGCCAAAACUGGCCCUCAGGCGGGCCCCGCGCUUCCUCCCCUCUAACCGCGGGAACCACGGGACUCCACCCCGUUCCGCGCGCGCAUCUGUUGCAGCAGUCUGAGAGGAGUUAUUAUGAGGAUGUUGAUCCACGCUUCUCGCCGCCGUCACCGCAUACUGUUGGGUUGGCUAGCAGCCAUGGAGGGGGUGGUGGAGGAGCUGGUGCAGGUGGGCCAGGACCGGGAAUGGUACCAGCGCCGUUGAUGCCCGGGGGGGGGAGGAUGGGUGCUGGUAGCCCCGCCGGAGGAGGUAUGGGAGGAGGACCUGGGGGGAGGAUGGGAAGUCCGGUUGGGAGUGAACGCAGCGAGGGACAACGGCGGGGUGGUGGUAACAGUGGGGGGCAGCAGCAGGGGAGGAGGAAUGUGUUGGAUUCCAACGCCGACUUCGCCGUUCCUGGCGGACGGAUGUGAAACCCGAUGCCGCUGUUUGUUCAAGGUGGUAGUUUGAGUGGGUGUUGAGAGGGGUGGAUGUUGAGUUCUGCGUGUUGUGUUGUGUUGGGUACGCUGCCUAAUUGGGUGUGUGUUCGUGCUGGCUGGCUCUACGUCCCCUCAUUUCUUUACCUCUUACCUUUCUUUUGUCCUUUUCUUUUUGAGAGAGAGAGAUGCUUCUGGACCGGUUCUUGUUUUCGCUUCUCUUGUAUCCCUUUGUUUUCUUGUGUUGGGUGCGAAUUGUGUGGGCUGUGUUGAGUUUGGAAGGCAAGUUGUGUGUGUAUGAAGGAUGGCAGGGUGGUUUUUUGUAUAUAUAAUACUUCCAUCAGUAUAAUUCCUUGUGGAGUGUUGUAGGUUGUUGGAAAGAAAGGAAGGGCAGAUGGGCCGGUUGUACGACCAAGAGGGGAGAGAGAGAGAACAGAGAGAGAAAGAGCAGAGAGAGAGAGAGCAGAG